Poecilia reticulata (guppy) is the source of this 4227-nucleotide messenger RNA. Its product is annotated as dynactin subunit 1-like. Lineage: Eukaryota; Metazoa; Chordata; Actinopteri; Cyprinodontiformes; Poeciliidae. Gene Ontology annotation, biological process: establishment of mitotic spindle orientation; nuclear migration. Gene Ontology annotation, cellular component: kinetochore; microtubule associated complex; axon. The record is from RefSeq and is a predicted model, not a curated record.
GUCAUAAGCCGGAAGAGAGUUGGAUUAGCAAACCAGAAAAUCUCAAAAACUGACACCAGUGGGUCUUAAUGCUUAAGAGCCACAUUUAACAGCAGAUAUCUCUGUUUGCAUGCUGACCAGCCCAUUGAUCAGCAAAAUGAGCAGCACCGGAUCAGUGGAGAGUGUUAAACCUCCAAAGAUCGGCUCCAAAGUCGAGGUGACUGGUAAGGGCCAGCAAGGCACCGUUGCCUACAUCGGUGCCACCCUGUUUGCUUCGGGCAAAUGGGUCGGCAUCAUUCUGGACGAGCCCAAAGGGAAGAACGACGGCACCGUGCAAGGGAAGCGCUACUUCAGCUGUGAGGAAAAUCACGGGAUAUUUGUCAGGUCAUCCCAGAUCCAAGUCAUUGAUGACGGCUCCGCUGCCACCUCACCGGAAACCCCUGACGCCAGCUUGGCGAAGACGCUCAAACAAAAAGACAUUCCUGAGACUCCCAAAACAUCAAAGCAGACACCAGCGAACGUUAAGAAGUCCUCUGCCCGCCGCUCGGCAAAGUGGAGCACGCCCGGUCUCUCGCCUGCUACCUCCCUCCCCUCCCUCUUGCCUCGUCCCAGCCGCCCCAGCAUAAAGCUCCUGGCAUCUCGUGAGAGCCUAGCAGCCCCUCUGCUUGGAGAUAUCAGUGAGGUGAGCCUGUCCUCCCAGCAGGUGGCGCUGGCUGCCCCUGUUACACCUCAGCCAAGCAGCUCUCCUGCAUCUGUGGCUCCUCAAGCUCCAGUCACUCUCGGCAAGCAGGUGGAACCUGCCAUUUCCAAGCAGGAGGAAGACUCGCUGCGAACUCUCGUAAAGGAUCUGGAGGAGAAGCUGGAGACUCUGAAGAUAAAACGAAUGGAGGACAAGGCCAAGCUGAAGGAGCUGGAGAAGUACAAGAUCCAGCUGGAGCAGCUGCAGGAGUGGAAGACCAAGAUCCAGGAGCAGCAGGCGGAUCUGCAGAAGCAGCUCAAAGAGGCCAAAAAGGAAGCCCGGGAGGCGCAGGAGGCCAAAGACCGCUACAUGGAGGAGAUGGCGGACACGGCAGACGCCAUCGAGAUGGCAACGCUGGACAAAGAGAUGGCCGAAGAGCGAGCGGAGUCGCUGCAAGUGGAGGUGGACUCGCUGAAGGAGAGAGUAGAGGAGCUCUCUAUGGACCUGGAGAUCCUCAGGCAUGAGAUCUCAGAGAAAGGUACAGAUGGAGCCGCCUCCAGUUAUCAAGUCAAACAGCUGGAGGAGCAGAACAGCAGGCUGAAGGAAGCCUUGGUCAGGAUGCGCGACCUGUCGGCCUCGGAGAAACAGGAACACGUGAAGCUGCAGAAGCAGAUGGAGAAGAAGAACACGGAGCUGGAGACUCUGAGGACUCAGAAGGAAAAACUGCAGGAGGAACUCAAACAGGCCGAAGCCACAGUGGACGAACUGAAGGAGCAGGUGGACGCUGCUCUGGGGUCAGAGGAGAUGGUGGAGACUCUGACUGAGAGGAACCUGGACCUGGAGGAGAAAGUCAGGGAGAUGAGAGAGACGGUCACCGACCUGGAAGCCAUCAAUGAAAUGAACGACGAGCUGCAGGAAAACGCCAGAGAGACGGAGAUGGAGCUGAGGGAGCAGCUGGACCUGAGCACUGCGAAGGUUCGGGAGGCAGAGAAGAAGGUGGAGGCUGCUCAGGAGACUGUGGCCGACUACCAGCACACCAUCAGCAAAUACAGAGAUCUCACUGCCUCGCUUCAGGAAGCCAACAGGGAGCUGAUCAGUCAGCAGAGUGCAAACACAGAGCAAACCCAGCAGCCGUCUGCUGAGCUGUUCGACUUCAAGAUCAAGUUUGCUGAGACCAAAGCCUAUGCGAAGGCCAUUGAGAUGGAGCUGAGGAAAAUGGAGGUGGCUCAGGCGAACAGACAGGUGUCGCUGCUCACCUCCUUCAUGCCGGACUCCUUCCUCCGUCACGGCGGAGACCACGACUGCAUUCUGGUGCUGCUGCUCAUCCCCAGGCUCAUCUGUAAGGCCGAGCUGAUCAGUAAACAGGCUCACGAGAAGUUUGACCUGAGCGGCGGUCUGGUCCAGGGAACGGCGCUCAGAGGACCACCAGGAGAGCAGCGCAGCUUCGCCUCAGGCCUGGUCUACUCCCUCGGCCUGCUGCAGGCCACCCUGCACAAAUACGAGCAAGCUCUGAACUCCUGCAGCGUGGAGGUUUUCAAACGAAUGGGAACGCUUUACAGUGAAAUGAGCUUCCAUGAGCGCUCGCUGGAUUACUUCAUUGACUUGCUGCAUAAAGAUCAACUGGACGAGACUGUUCAGGUGGAACCCCUUACGAAGGCCAUCAAAUACUACCAGCAACUGUACAGCGUCCAUUUGGCAGAUCAGGAUGAGGACUGCACCGUGCAGCUGGCGGAUCACAUCAAGUUCACCCAGGGAGCCCUGGACUGCAUGGGGGUGGAGGUGGCGCGCCUGCGGGCGUUCCUGGCAGCAGGACAGGAGAGCUCAGGCCUCGCCGUCCUCCUGAAGGACCUGGACACUUCCUGCUCAGACAUCAGACAGUUCUGUAAGAAGAUCCGCCGCCGUAUGCCUGGAACGGACGUAGCUGGAGUCCCUGCUGCCCUCAGCUUCGGGUCACAGGUGUCCGAGUCGCUGACGGAGUGCAGGCGACAGCUGACCCGCGUGGUGGCGGUUCUGCAGGAAGUGGCUGCAGCCGGGGCUCAGAUGGUGGCUCCGCUGGCAGAGCAGGAGGGCCUCAACGCCCUGAAGCUGGAGGACAUCACUUACAAGGCUGCAGAGCAGGUGUUUGGCUCCCAGGGUGUGAACGGCCCAGAGCUUCUGCGACAGUCCUGCGGCUCUGUCAUCACAACCAUGAACAAGAUGGCUACCGCGAUGCAGGAAGGAGAGUACGAUGCCGAGAAACCGCAAGGAAAGGCUCCGCCGGUGGAGAAGCGAGCCGCCAUCGUCAGAGCGGAGAUGACCGACGCAGAAGGUCUGGGAGUCAAACUAGAAGACAGAGAAACCGUCAUUAAGGAGCUCAAGAAAUCCCUCAAGAUUAAGGGCGAGGAGCUGAGCGAAGCCAACGUCCGCCUCAGCCUCCUGGAGAAGAAGCUGGACACGUCCACCAAGGACGCAGACGAACGCGUGGAGAAGAUUCAGACCAAACUCGAUGACAACCUCGCCCUGCUCAAGAAGAAAGAGAAGGAGUUUGAGGAGACGAUGGAUGCUCUGCAGGCGGAUAUCGACCAGCUGGAGGCAGAAAAGGCAGAGCUGAAGCAACGCAUCCAAAACCAGUCAAAGAUGACGAUCGAAGGGCUGAGAGGCUCUCCGGGUUCAGGAAUCGCCUCCAUCGUUCAGGGAUCUACGAGUCUGCCUCCAACCCUGGCAGGGCCAACGCAGGUGGUGGACUCCCCUCUCCUCCGACAGCAGCUUGAGGUCCAGAGACUGGGCAUUAAAUACCUGAAGAAUGAAAACAACAGGCUCAAGGCGGAGAAGAUGAAGGCUCAGCUCGCGUCCCUGCCUCCACUGUGCCCUCCGAAACUCCCACAGGUGUCCAAAGAAAGCUCAUCUCCAGAGGGACUGAACACGGGGAUCUACCGCAGGACCGACCAGCUGCUGGCCACCCUGCUGAAGCUGAGCGCAGAGGUUAAGGUGGUGGACAUCACAGGGAAGACAGCAGUCAGCGCCAGCGCUCAGCUGCUGGAGCAAACGGCUCGUCUGAAGAACCUCAAAGACGCCCUGGACAAACUGCAGGGUGAGGUGGCUGAACAUGUGGUUUCAAACCAGCCAGGAGCAAAGGCUUCCUCAGACUUCGCCACAUUCCCAGCGUCCUCUUUCAUUAAGGCUAAGGAAGAGAAGCAAGGAGGAACGGUUUUUGUGGGUCGUGUUGCCAUCCCGUGCACCCGCGGUCAGGAGCAAGUCCACCGCCUCGUCCUGUCGCAGCAGCAGCUGCAGCAAGUGCACAACCUCCUCAUGGUCUAAAACCAGAGCUACCAGUGCUGAAGACCCUCCCACUCCACCCAGCACUUCUCCUUAGCAUUCUUGUUUCUUUUCAAUACUACACUCAGGAAUCUGUGUCCUGUUAAAGCACUAAUACUUAUUUAAUGCCAGACUCCAGAAUGUCAUGUUAUGAAGAUGUUCAUUUAAACUUUGAGGCUUUGCCAAUGUGUUCAAGUCAACUUUUCUUGUCUCUUCAACCUUUGAAUACAUUUGUAUUUGUAAUUCUGAAUUAAAAGCAUUUCACUUUAACAGCC